This is a messenger RNA of Phytomonas sp. EM1, 2541 nucleotides long. NCBI's taxonomy places the organism in Eukaryota, Euglenozoa, Kinetoplastea, Trypanosomatida, Trypanosomatidae. The record is from the annotation of a GenBank genome assembly.
AUGAAGCGGCAGCGCAAUAGUGAUUUAAAGCGGCUUGGCCCCGCUGCUCCCGCUAUGCGCCGCAGCCACGUUUUUCGAGAUGCUCGCCAGGCGGAAACACAAAUUAAAGCCGAAAAGCUCAUACAAGAUGCGGUAGAUAUGCAGCGUUUCUACUCACCAGGUGGUGGUAACAGCAGCACGGCACGCCUCACAAUUUACAGUAAUGAGGAGUUAGCCAUUUACCGGCAGAAAACUCGCUCAGAGCUCGAAGAGCGGGUUAAACGUGGCUAUACUUUUGUGGGUAAUUGGAUCAAGUACGCCCGCUGGGAAGCACAACAGAAGGAUUUUGAACGGAUGCGGGCCGUUCUGCAGCGUGCGAUUGUGGUGCAGGGCGAAAACCCGAAUUUCUGGCGGGAUUACGCCGAGUUAGAGGCUUCAAACGGUUUUGUCCAGCAGGCCCGCGAGGUGUACAGUCGCGCUGUUAACAUACUACCUCUUAGCACGGACCUCUGGCUCAAGUACUUAAUCUUCGAGCAGGCAGCGGGCGAGGACGGGAAUGUGCGGGAUGUGUUUAAUCGAUGGGUUUCCGGUGAAAGCCCUUCGGACUGCGCUUUUGAGCUCUACGCCCUCUUUGAGGCUCAGUGCGGCCAUUGCGAGGCGUGCCGGGAUGUGCUGCGGCGGUAUGUCGAGGCGCGAAACACCCCCGAGGCGUGGAUCCUCUUUGGGCAAGUUGAGCGGUACGUUUUCGGUGACGGGCGGCGGGCGAUCAGGACGCUCCAAACCGCACUUGAGGCCCUCCCAGAUGAGUUCUUAUGGGGUCCUGCACAGUGCCGCGUUCCCUUGUUUCUCGCGGAGGUGAUGGUGGAGGAAUCCCAGAUAUCGGAGGCUCGCGCCAUGUACCAGACCCUUCUUCGUAAUCUUUGCUGUGAUGACCGGCGGGGGGAUCGCGGCGGUAGUCUGGCGGACCUUGUCCUCAGCGCUUACAGCUCCUUUGAGCGACUACAUGGCGAUCGGGAGAACUGCGAGGCCUUAUCCCGUUUCUCAGCCAAGCAUCUGUACGAAAGGAGGCUGAAAGACGACCCCGAAGACAUCAGCGCCCGCAUAAGUCUGUACUUGCUGCUUCGGGAGGAGGAGGAGGAGGGGGAGGCGGGUUCUGGGAUGGCCGAUCGAUCCAAUUCCCUAGCCCUGGCAACGACGCCUCCCGCGGCGGCGGCUUUAACCUCUUCACCGAAGCCGAACACGACGUCGAUGCAGUGCCUAAAAGGGGUUCUUCGCACCGCGGCAACGCAGCCGGAUCGUGCGCAGCAACGAGCGGUGCUACUGAUGGAGUACGCCCGGCGUGCGGAGGCGGGGGGCCAGAUGAAAACCGCCCGGCAAGCCUUGAUGAAGGGGAUUGCAGAGUUCCCUUUCGAAGAGGCGACCUGCACCCGGCUGUGGUUGGAGGCGGCCGCCUUUGAAGAGCGUCAGGGCGAGUUUGAUCGCGCGCGCCGCCUGCUCAAAGACGCCGCGGCUGUUUGCCACGACCCGACCAUCUUCAGCUCCUCUAUUCGUCUGGAGCAUCGCGCGCUCGAACGGGGCGCCGUUGCCGGCCACGCAGAGUACCUCACGCGGGUGCGGCGAAUCUACCAGGACGCCCUACGCGCCUUUCCAACCCACGAGGAGUUGUGGUUUGGUUUCGCUAAGAUGGAGGAAAAGGAGGGCCAAGUCGCGAAAUCCCACGCCCUUUAUAGCGCGUGUGCUAAAAUGCUCACGGCGGAGGCGGCCAAGACGAAAUCCUACGCCGAGCGGUACGCGUUGCUUGGCCGGGUGGAUCGCGCCUGGGCGCACCGCAUCGCCCUCCAGACGCGCCUGAUCAAGCGUCUCCAGGCGGCUGUAAAAUCUGCCGAGGCGGCCUCCAUGCCCUUAUCCGAGGUCGAUGACCUUGCCGGGAGACUUCGCAAGGCAAGAAGCGACCUUCAUGAGGUCUAUCUGGCCCUGCUCGACAGCGUGUGGAGGGACUACACCUACGAGGCGGUGGCCUGGAAAGGGACCUACGAGCAACAACAGCCCUUAGACAAUCAAGGAGAAAGGCAUGCAGGGGUGAUGGGGAUGGAUGGCGGUGCGCCUGGCGAAGACUCGCGGGCGCUCGUUCCGCCACCGCCAAGCCUUCCCGAUACGCUGGCUCCCGCGAUGGCGCGUUGGUCGGAUGCCGUCUCCGCCGUCAAGGGUUUUUUCGUUUCCAAAGAGGGUGGCGAUGCGUUCCCUGUUGAGCAGCCGGAAGGGCACUUGGAUGGUCCGUCCAAUGUGCAGACACACCAGCACAACUCUCACCUCUUGCUUAUGCGGGAUCUUUUCAAGUCGAUGAUCGCGAAGCAACGGGAUGUUCUACGGUGUACAUUGGGCUAUACAAAGCUGACCGGAUUUGAUGCUGGCGAGUUAAUCAACAAAUGGGUGGAGUUGCUUCUAUCGCCACUGCUGCACGAGUGGAGCGCGUUUGAGGCGUUGGAGGGUGGGUCGCUGGCGGCAGUGAAGGAGCAUGUGAGCGCACCUGUUAAGCGGCGAAGAAGGCUAUUUGUGAAGUAA